Molecule: messenger RNA, 3778 nt
Organism: Thalassophryne amazonica
Lineage: Eukaryota; Metazoa; Chordata; Actinopteri; Batrachoidiformes; Batrachoididae
Gene: man2b1
Product: mannosidase, alpha, class 2B, member 1
Exons: 23
Coding region: 12-2975 (987 amino acids)
Biological process (GO): mannose metabolic process
Cellular component (GO): lysosome
Molecular function (GO): alpha-mannosidase activity; carbohydrate binding
Source: RefSeq, a predicted model, not a curated record
UUCUUUCAAACAUGGCAGCCCGAUUCUGGUUUCUGACAGUUUUUCUCUUUAAUUCUAAUGUUUUUCCUUUUCCUCUCAGUCCAGAAAGAACAAAAACGGCAACCUGCGGUUAUGAGUCAUGUCAUCCUACCAAAGCCGCCAUGCUGAACGUCCACCUGGUGCCUCACACACACGAUGACGUCGGCUGGCUGAAGACCGUGGAUCAGUACUACUACGGAGACCGUAAUGACAUUCAGCACGCCGGCGUGCAGUACAUCCUGGACUCAGUGGUGGAUCAGCUGCUGAAGAAUCCGGACCGACGGUUCAUCUAUGUGGAGACGGCGUUCUUCUACCGCUGGUGGAAACAGCAGAGCUUCAGCAUGCAGCAGACAGUCAAACAGCUGGUUAAUGAAGGCCGCCUGGAGUUUGUAAAUGGCGGUUGGUGUAUGAGUGACGAGGCCACCACCCACUACAGUGCUGUCAUUGACCAGAUGACUCUGGGCCUCAGGUUCCUCAACGAGACGUUCGGUCCUUGCGGUCGGCCCCGAGUCGCAUGGCACAUUGACCCAUUUGGCCAUGCCCGUGAGCAUGCCUCUAUGUUUGCCCAGAUGGGGUUUGAUGGGUUCUUCUUCGGUCGUCUGGACUACCAGGACCGGGGCCGUAGGAUGGCUGAAAAGGAUCAGGAGCUCCUGUGGAGGGCCUCCGACAGCCUCACGCCCCCGAUGGCUGACCUCUUCACUGGUAUCCUACCAAACGGCUACAACCCCCCUGACGGCUUCUGCUGGGACCAGAGUUGUCACGACCCACCAAUCAGAGAUGACCCUGACCUGGAGGACUACAACGUUGACGAUGUGGUUGCUCGCUUCCUUACUAUCGCCAAUAACCAGGCUUUGGUUUAUAAGACCAACCACAUCAUCAUGACCAUGGGCUCAGACUUCCAGUAUGAAAACGCCAAUCUGUGGUACAAGAACCUGGACAAGCUGAUCCACUACGUUAACGCUCGACAAGUGAAAGGCAGCAAAGUCAAUGUGCUCUACUCCACCCCCUCCUGUUACCUCCAGGAACUGCACCGAGCAAACCUCACCUGGACUUUGAAAACAGAUGAUUUCUUCCCAUAUGCGGAUAACGCUCAUGAUUUUUGGACGGGAUACUUCACCAGCCGACCGGCACUGAAACGCUACGAGAGGGUCAGCAACGGCAACCUGCAGGUGUGUAACCAGCUGGAGGUCCUUGGAGGGCCGGUGUCCAGGAAGGGACCCUUUGGACAGGGCACCAGCCAGACCUUGAAGAAGGCGAUGGGAGUGGCUCAGCAUCAUGACGCGGUGUCCGGCACGGAGAAGCAGCAUGUUGCCAAUGACUACGCCAAGAUUCUGGCCAAUGGCUGGGAACCGUGUCAGGUUUUGAUCAGCAACAGUCUGUCUGCUCUCAGCAGAUCCACGGCUCACCGAUUCUACUGCGACAACCUCAACAUCAGUGUUUGUCCCCUGACGGAGUCCAGCAAAAAGUUCUCUGUCACUGUGUACAACCCGCUCGCUCGGCCCGUCACCUGGCCCGUCAGGCUGCCGGUCAACGGGACCUCGUACGCUGUAACCGAUGCCAACGGGAAAGCUGUGGACUCUCAGGUGGUUCCGGUGUCCAAAUCCACCAAAGAGGUCCGAAGGAACCGGGGCUUUGCUGUCAACGAGCUGCUCUUCCAGGUUCAGGCUCCUCCUCUGGGCUUCAGCACCUACUCCGUGUCCCUCCUUCGGUACAGACCUCCUCCCACCUCCUCACAGCGCCAAGCGCCCACCGCCAUCGAGAACAAGUUUGUACGUGUGACCUUUGACCCAGACACUGGCCUUUUGAGCGGCCUCACGAACCUGGAGACCAAACAGACUAUCAAGCUGACGCAGAAUUUCUAUUGGUAUAACGCCAGUGACGGGAACAAUUUUGAGAGUAUCCAGCCUUCGGGGGCGUACAUCUUCAGACCCAACUCAUCCACUCCCUUUGUCAUCAGCAGGACGGCCGUGACUGAGAGCAUCCAGACCUCGGUGGUGCAGGAGGUGCGGCAGUGGUUCGCUCCCUGGGUGUCUCAGGUGGUUCGUCUGUACGCCGGCAGCAGAACUCUGGAGAUGGAGUGGACGAUAGGGCCGAUCCCCAUAGAUGAUGAUCUCGGGAAGGAGGUGAUCACUCGUCUGGACACCAACAUCAAAUCCUCAGAAAUGUUCUACACAGACUCAAACGGCAGAGAGGUGCUGCAGAGGAGGAAAGAUUUUCGGCCCACGUGGAAGCUCAAGCAGUCGGAGCCCAUCGCUGGAAACUAUUAUCCCAUCAACUCUCGCACGUUCCUCAAUGACGACGUGAAUCAGCUCACCGUGGUGACGGAUCGCUCUCAGGGAGGCAGCAGCAUCCACAACGGCUCUCUGGAGAUCAUGCUUCACCGCCGCCUCCUUUACGAUGAUGUUCGUGGUGUGGGCGAGCCCCUCAAUGAGUCCUCUGCCAUGUUCCCUGAGGGUCUGAUUGUUCGCGGCUGUCUCCUGCUGACCCUCGACCACCCUUCCACCGCUUCUGACGUACACCGCCCCCUUGCAGAGGAAAUGGUACUGCAGCCGCUGCUGACAUUUGUGGAUGGAGACCUGCACCCAAAGACGAGACUGGAGUUCUCUGGGCUGCAGGCUGCGCUGCCCCCUGCUGUCCACCUGCUGACACUGAGUCAGUGGGACAAAGACUUGGUGCUACUUCGUCUCGAGCAUCAGUUUCAGGUUUGGGAGAGCAAAGUGAACUCGCAGCCCGUCACAGUGGACCUGCAGAUGCUGUUCUCUACCCUGGAGGUAGUGGGCGUGUCUGAGCUCAACCUGUCAGCCAAUCAGUGGAAAGAAGAGAUGAAGCGAUUUCACUGGAUGUCACAGACGGAGGAGCCAUUCCUGCACAAAUCGCACGCCAGCACCGCAGCAUGGUUGGUGACGCUGAAACCUAUGGAGAUCCGGACCUUCCUGCUGAGAGUUGAGCUCAGAUAACCGAUCAGACGUGUCCUGGUCCUCGUGCACGGACCCUUCAGAGGGCGUUCUGAUUUUUCACCGCGCAAAUGCAGAAAUGAGCCAUAUUGCCGACGACGACAUCACCAGCAGUCCUCCUGAGUUGUUUUUUUUUUCUUUUUUUUUUUACAAAUUUUAAUCUUUUCUUUGCAGAGAAUUGAAACCAAAUAUCCAGCUGUAGCGAGUUGACGAACUUUAUUAAAUUUUUCUUUCUUCAGCGUGAAGAGGAGAAACAUUUUGUUCUUAUGGUCUUGUUCUUAUUACAGGAAUCUUUUUUCCCCCCCAAGAACUGUUGUCACAAUGCACUUCUCUAAACGCUGUUUAUGAUCAAAUGUCAUUUGGGCAGGGGUGGUGGCCAAGGGCUUACUGCAGAAGGUUCCUGGUUCAAACCCCACCCCUGCCACAUUUCUCCAUGUAAUGUGGAGUUGCAUCAAGAAGGGAAUCCGGUGUAAAACUUGUGCCAAUUCAACCUGCAAAUUCACCUUGGAUCUGCUGUGGCGACUCAGAGUGAAACACAAGGGAGCAGCUGAAGGGUCUUACUUACGAUCAAAUGUCAUUUGGUUUCUGUGGGGAAAAAUUGGUGAAUUUUUGCACAAAAACUAGAAACUUUUUUCCAUUCCUCAUUGGAACCACGUUUCACCUUGAGACACUUUUCCUGUGACUGGUGCCAGUUUGUUCUGACUUUCAGUACAAUGCUAUGUGCAAUUUACCCAUUUCAGUCUGAAUGUGAUGUUAAAUGAUUUUAAACUUGUGCAUUUUAAGAAAAAUAAAUCUCUUUGAAUUCA